CCCAUUCUCAGCUGCGCCGUCAUUAAAUCAAGUGCCACUGCAAGAUGUCAGUGUCAACGCCAGGCACCAUGAAAAAGGUUCAAGUGCGUAGCCGUGCAGUUUCAGGGCGCGGCCUGGCGUCAGGUACAGCUUUGCGGUCACAGGUAAAACGUGAUGUAAAUCUCUGCGCUGCAUAGCUUCACAAUCUACUGGUGACCAGCCGUCCAAUCAAACGUCAGAAUGAGUUCCCAGUGGAGGUCAGGGGUCAUCCUGGCACUAUUUCCCAUGGUGCUCAUGGGUUUGUCAUCAGCACAAUAUGAUUCUGCUGAUUUUGGGCUGGAGUGCACUGUGUGUGAUGAGGCACAUUCCGAGUCGUCCAUAACCUGCACGUGGAGAAACCAGCCCAACGAAACAUUCAGCGCACUGUUUAAGCUAAACAAGAGGGCUCAGGGCAGAUGCCCUACUGAGUUGACGGAGUGGCAGACCUGUAACUUGACGUCACAGAGCAGCUGCCAGAUCCCAUUCCAUGGCUGUGCUGACCCUUUCCAUGACACAUACUAUGUCAUGGUCAACUCCUCCUCUAUGCUGUUUCAAAGCAUCAACUUUAUCAAACCUGACAUAGCUUCUUGCGGGCCCCACAAGCAAAUUAGUGAGAAAAUGGCCGAGACAAAGCUUCGCUCUGAUCAGUCAGCAGCUCCGUCAUGCUUGCAUCCAGUAUUGAGGGAACGUAACAGGAUCAAACCAGACCCCCCAGAGAAUCUCCUGGUGUCGUCAGUAAGCAGUAGGGAGAUGACAGUAGAGUGGGACAUGCCGAGAUGUGCUGCGCUCCUCUUCAUGAACUAUAUCUGUGCCAUCCAGUAUGUGUCUCUGAGGGACAACAUCACAAGGGAGAAGGAGAUAAUGGUGGACAUGCCAAACCCCCAGUAUGUGACGCUGGGCUCCCUUGUGCCCCACACCCGCUAUCUGGUCCGCAUCCAAUGCAGACAGGUGAUAGGAGAGUUGUGGAGCGAAUACUCUCCCUUCAUUGAAGCACAAACCAACGAGUCUGCUCCAGCCGGUGGCCCUGUGGUCAGGACUCCUGAAGUCACUUGGAUAGACUACAGACUUGGACUGCGAAAUAUGACUCUGAGAUGGGAGCCUCUUGAUCUUGAGAAGUGGAAUUCUGAGACUCUGGGUGGCUACCUCGUCAACGCGACUGACCAGAGAACAUACGAAACUACGAGCUACAACAUCACAGCAUCCGAUGUGGACCUGUACACCCUCACAAUUCCAAACCUCAUGCUGUCAGAGUACCAGCUGAAAAUCAUGGCCUACAACAACAAAGGGCUGUCACCUCCAAGGGUCCUACAGCUUCGAGACAUCUCAAAAAGACCUGAUCAACCACGGAAUGUGGUCGCCAUGGUCACCACUGAAGGAGACGUCCUGUUGUCGUGGCAACCACCAGCAGCCAUCGGAGGCAUCUGGAAGUACUAUGUUUCCUGGUGCGAGCUCGCACGCGACCAUGGAUGUGCCGGCGACGGGAACGUGACGAGCGUUCCCGGUACGCAGCUGACGGUGACCGUCCAGGACAACUGGCUACCCUACAGUCGCUACAGGUUCAUAGUGAAGGCAGCAACCUCAGCAGGGAAAGGGGAACCGUCCAGUACUGUCUAUCUGUACUCCGUAGAAGGAGUGCCGUCCUCCCCACCCCAGAAUGUGACAGUCCAAGCUGAAACCUCCAGGUCUCUCCUGGUGAGAUGGAAGCCACCACCUCUACAGGACAGGAGGGGGAUCAUCACUACAUACAGGGUGUAUUACUAUGUUACACCCACUGUCAGGGGGCAGCAGACUCCUACAGCUGAGCGGAAUGCAUCAGUAAACAUCACGGAUGAUGCCCAGCCUGUACAGUUCUCCCUGUCAGGGCUGGAACCAUUCACGCUCUACUCAGUCAGACUGUCGGCAGUUACAUCACAGGGGGAGGGGAACAAGUCUCCACCCACAGGGGCACGGACUAGUCAGGCAGCUCCGAGUGACCCCCCAGCAGAUGUGCAGAUCAAUGAUAUCGCUGUGAACAAUAUCACCUUAUCCUGGACACCCCCAUCUCAGCCAAAUGGAAUCAUCCGUUAUUACAUCAUUAAACAUGGAAAUGACACCAUGUCAGAUGGGAACCACACAGCGUUUGUUUUAGAGGGUCUUGAAGGAAACACCAACUACGUCAUUCAAGUACAAGGUUGUACUGCGGCAGAAACCCCAUGUGGACCCUUGUCACCUGUGGAGCUUGUUCGAACCAAAGUUGGAGCACCUGGAAUUGUGCAAAAUCUAGUGGCACGUUUCGACCCCACAAACGGCGACGUAAGUGUCUCUUGGACUCCACCUGUGCUGAAAAAUGGGCGCGACAUCAGCUAUAUCGUUUCAUACGGAAGGAAAGAUCUCAGGAACGACAACAUUGCCGUCACCACCACAACGCAAUGGACCAAUGACAAGCUGGCUGACACUUGUUCCGAUGGACUGGAGUUAUUUUUCAGGGUACGUGCCCGGACGAGGGACCCAGGAACAGGAGAGGUGUUUAAUGGACCAGUGUCUACUGAAUACCUGUCAUGUGAUACCAGACCAGGGACAUCUCCCUCAUCUAAGGACAUUCAGGGACUCAGACUGGCUUUGGAAGCUAAAGUGGGGAUCAUACUUGCUGUACUUAUAGCAUGUAUGGUGGGUCUGGCUGCACUGGUCCCCAGUCUUAGGAAAAUGUACAAGAGUAGCAGGAAUGAUGUCCCUGGACCUGCAGACUUCAUCACUGACACAAACCAGGGGGUGUACUGCUACAUUCCUGACGGGCCCCAGACCCUGAAUAACCUGCACAUAGUGAGUGAACAAACGGGGAAAACUCCCGAGAUCCUGGACGACUUCAGCAAGCUGCGGGUGGAGCGCCAAUGGUCGCACGACUCUGCGUUCGGGUCCGAUUACGGGAACAACAACGUGGACUUCAACGUAGCGGAACAAAAGGCCCACUACUCCGUUGGCGGUAGCAGCAGCGGUUAUAGCAAUGCAUCGGACGAGAAUGCAGCCCUCCAAUCAGAUGUGAGCAAGGCUGAAAACUUGGCUUCAGACAAUCAACAGAACAAUUUUGAUGACUAUUCCAAGCUUGCUAAUGUUGAUAGCAAUUUCAAGGACUUAAAAGUCAACUAUGUCACCAAGCAGGAUUCUAAAAUGGUAGAGGGCUUAAAGCACCGCACCAGUACACAUUCAUCUAUGGAUAACCUAGACACAAAAACGGACUGUUCCAAGUUGGCUGCUGAAAGGGACUAUAGAAAGGAUUUGGAUGUCAACUAUGUUAGUAAUACAGGAACAAAAGGGAACAAGUCUGAAAGAGUUCCUAAAAGUGAACAAAGCAGCCCCAAACAUGCUGAUAUUCCUUAUAUAGAAAGUCCUAGUCCUGUAAAGUGUAAAAUGUUUGACCCAAACGAGGCACCUUAUGUUACCAAUGCUUGAAACUCGCCUCAUUAUAUUAGACAUGUGCUGUAUGAUGUAUCUAUGAAACUUCUUUAAGUAAUGAAUUCUCACAGGAACAAUGUGCAGGGAUACUGUAUUUUCUCAAAUUGCAGCUAUACUUCAGCAACUACAAGUGUGAUGCUGUGUUCAGGCUAUAUGUCUGUACUACCGGUAGAGCAUGUUGUACUGUCUUAGUCUAUAAGGCUAUUAGUAUUAGUA
This is a messenger RNA of Branchiostoma floridae (Florida lancelet), 3663 nucleotides long. RefSeq names its product phosphatidylinositol phosphatase PTPRQ-like. The transcript is spliced from 18 exons. The record is from RefSeq and is a predicted model, not a curated record. Gene Ontology annotation, cellular component: membrane. Gene Ontology annotation, molecular function: cytokine receptor activity; protein binding. Lineage: Eukaryota; Metazoa; Chordata; Leptocardii; Amphioxiformes; Branchiostomatidae. Bases 220 to 3444 code for a protein of 1074 amino acids.